GGCGGGAGUGGGGUGAGGGAGAGGCCGCCGGCGCCAGGCUGUGAGGAAGCCGGCGAGUGUGCGAGCACGCGCGGCCUGGCUGCAGGAGCCGCGGGCGGCGGCGGAGAAAGGAGGCGGCUCCCGGAAUCCCGACCCCCUCCCCCUCCUCUCCUUCCCCCACUUCCAGCCGUCCGGCGGCCCGCGCUUCCCCGGAGGCCCCAGCCCGGCUCCGCCGGCGGAGAGCGAGGGAGGAGCCCCCUCGAGCCAGGUGCUGGAGUCCGCUUAUCAGGGAGGGGGGCAGUCUGUGAUUCUGAGAACAGAACCAAGAAGGGGAACAGCAAAUUCAGUCACAUACAAUCCUCCACUCAGUCAAGAGCCAUUUUUUUCUUCCUGCCUUGCCCCCUGCCAGGGGGUAAGGAGCUGAGAAUUUUACCUUUAACCCAUUGGCUACCAGCUGAAAUUCUACUUAUUUUAGCUUUUAGUGGAUAGCUUCUUCUUUUGCCCAUGUUUCCUUUAGAGUCCCUAUUUAAUAUGCUCUUGUCAGUAGUAGCAUCUAGGGAGGAGCAGGGAGAGUGACAAGAAAUUAUCCCCUUCUUUUUUCCCUUCUCAAUCAGACCCCUUUUCCUCUCCAGAGGGAAAUUACCAGUAAAGUCUUAGAAAUCUUCUACUCCUUCUCAGCAAUACUGUGAAGAAACACUAAAGUGGACAUUAUUUUCUCUGAUCAGUGAACACGAACCCAGCUUAAGGCGUUGGUUUGUUGUGGCACAUGGAGAAACAUAUCUUUUAAAAUAUCUCCCAAUUACCCUUUUCACAAGUAUCCACCUAGGAUUUGCUGCUGGGGUAAGUCACUAGAUUUAUUUCUCAAAGCUCCUCUCUCUGUGAGCAGAAAGACUGACGAACCAUGAACACUGGUAGGGGCCGGGAAAAGGGGACAGAGCAGAGCCAGUUGUCCCACACUUUGGGAAGCAGGAGUAGCUUUUAUCAUCUUCCUCUGGGGAGCAGGCAUAGAGACAUAAACUGAGUGAAAAUGGGUGGAGGAAGAACUUCUAUAACCACGAACAACAUGUGAAGAGAGAGAACCAAACAUAAAGUAAGGAGGAUAGACGUUACAUCUAAGAGGAAAUAAUCCAGGCAAGGAAGCACAAGCUGAUCAAGAUGUGUAGCUCCGUGGCUGCCAAGUUGUGGUUUUUGACAGAUCGUCGCAUCAGGGAAGACUAUCCUCAAAAAGAGAUUUUACGAGCAUUGAAGGCCAAAUGUUGUGAGGAGGAACUGGACUUUAGGGCUGUGGUGAUGGAUGAGGUGGUGCUGACAAUCGAGCAAGGAAACCUGGGUCUACGGAUCAAUGGAGAGCUAAUCACUGCCUACCCACAAGUUGUAGUAGUCAGAGUACCAACCCCGUGGGUGCAAAGUGAUAGUGACAUUACUGUUUUGCGCCAUCUAGAGAAGAUGGGAUGCCGGUUGAUGAACCGACCUCAAGCCAUCCUGAACUGCGUUAAUAAGUUCUGGACAUUUCAAGAGUUGGCUGGCCGUGGUGUUCCUCUGCCAGACACUUUCUCUUAUGGUGGCCAUGAAAAUUUUGCUAAAAUGAUUGAUGAAGCAGAAGUACUGGAGUUCCCAAUGGUAGUAAAGAAUACGCGGGGUCAUAGAGGUAAAGCUGUUUUCUUGGCUCGAGAUAAGCACCAUUUGGCUGAUCUAAGCCAUCUUAUUCGCCACGAAGCGCCAUACCUGUUCCAGAAGUAUGUUAAGGAGUCUCAUGGACGGGAUGUACGUGUCAUUGUCGUGGGAGGCCGUGUGGUUGGCACCAUGUUGCGUUGUUCAACAGAUGGGAGAAUGCAAAGCAACUGCUCAUUAGGUGGUGUGGGGAUGAUGUGCUCACUGAGUGAACAAGGGAAGCAGCUAGCUAUCCAGGUGUCUAAUAUCCUGGGGAUGGACGUGUGUGGCAUUGACCUGUUGAUGAAAGAUGACGGCUCCUUCUGCGUCUGUGAGGCCAAUGCAAAUGUAGGUUUCAUCGCCUUUCAUAAGGCUUGUAAUCUAGAUGUAGCUGGUAUCAUAGCAGACUAUGCCGCCUCCCUUCUACCCUCUGGCAGGCUCACCCGGCGUAUGUCCCUGCUCUCCGUGGUGUCCACGGCCAGUGAGACUAGUGAGCCGGAGCUGGGUCCCCCAGCCAGCACUGCUGUUGACAACAUCAGAGCAAGUUCCAGCUCUGUUGACAGCGACCCUGAAAGCACGGAGCGAGAGCUGCUUACCAAGCUCCCAGGGGGCCUGUUCAACAUGAACCAGCUGCUAGCCAAUGAAAUCAAACUACUGGUGGACUGACUCCACUGGUAAUUAACCAACAAAACCCUUGUAAACCUUACUUUCUUUUUUUCUUUUCUAUUUUUAAAACCAACUUGCAAUGCUGUUCAUGGAGGAUGCUCAGGAAGAUGAGAGAAAAUUAGUAGGAUUAGUUGGAGGCAGUGGGAAAUAGAUGAGACCUCUGCUAAUAAGAUGUUACUUUCAUUUACAAUUCCUACAAAUAGAGAGGCAGAAUAGGUGGGAUAUAGAAAAAUGUUAGGCUCUCAUAGUUACCCUUUUAAAUUUCUAAAAAAUUUUGUAUGCUCAUAGGCCAUGAGGAACAUAUACUUUUAUUUUAUGGUUCCUUGCUUUUGUUUUUGUACAAAAAAUGAUUUUGCUACAAAUAUCCAAGUAGCAUAACUUCACAUUGUGUUGCAAAAUUUGUCAUCAGUGAGGAAAACAUCUGCCUAAAUUACAGGAAUUCUUGUAUUAUAUAGCUCUGAAAAUUCUGCCAUUUCCUUAUUAGUAGCUUUAGUUUGUAGUUUAUGAAAUCUUGAGGGGCUCUUUUCCUGGGAUUUCUUACUUUUGUGUUUUGUUUUUUCCCCCUUAAUUUGGUGGGAGGGUCAAAGUGAAUAUAACCUAAUAAAGGCUUCUUAAUGACAAAAUUGGCAUGUUUGCAUGAUGAAAUGGAAAUGAACAGUAUUGCAAUGUCCGGUAUACAAAAUAACAUUUAUUCAAUGUAGAUAAAAUUACACUAGUUUAAAAUGUGCAUUGACUUGUAUUUGUUAGUCUUUUAUGUGCUCUGUUAAUGUUGCUUUUUUUUUUUUUUAAAUACAUGCUAGUCUAACAUUUCCUGCUCUAUGCCUGCAUCUUUAACAAUGGCCAAAGUGAAGAAAAUGCAACCUUUUUUGUUAACAAGACUUGAAAUGUGUACAUUUAAAGCCUUUUACUUUUUCCCUUUUUCUUUUGGUGGUUGGGCAUUUAAAUAAGGACAAGGAAAAAUAUUUUUUGGGGCAAAUCAAGAGCCUAUAUGAGUUCUAAGUUUAAAGCUGAAGUGAUUUCUAAUGCCAGCGUUAUAUAUUUGCAUUUUUCACAUUUUAGAGGGAGUAUAUAUGUAUGUGUGUGCACGCAUGCAUGUGUAUGUGUUUUGCUUUUUGUUUACAUCAACUAAUCAAAAAGGAUAAUUUAGAAAAUGGAGCAUGAUGGGAAACAGUUUUUGACUUUAAAAAACAGAUGAGUUGUUUUCAUAAGGAGACUCCACUGGGGUAGAGGUAUUCACCUUAAAACAUAGGGUGAAUAGAUGCUUUUUAGGCCUUUUUGUGUAUAUGUAUGUUUGUUUUUUUCCUUUUGUUUCUAAACUGUUCAUUGUAUGGUUUAUUCAAGGCUACAUGCUUUUCUUUAAUGCUUCUGGCUAUGCAUUUUCUCUUUUUACAUACAGGAGUUGGGAUUGGGGGUGAGUUGGAUGUUUUUGUUUGGGGACUUAUUUAGUAGUAUUGAGUCUCUUAUAGCCCUACUCUUAAGCCUUCAAUACUGUCCACUCUUUAUAUUUCUUUACUUUCAGAAUUUAUAAAAGCCCCCAAACUGCAUAUAAUUUGAGCCUUUAAAACAUGGGUAAAACUAAUCCCACUGAAGGGUUUGGAUGGUAUGUUAAGAAAUGGAGAUGCUGCAGAGCCCAACGUAAUUUUUUUAAACAGCAAGUUCCAUCUCCCUACAAAUCCUCUGAAGCUUUUACCCAAGCCCUGUCUUGCCUCUCCAGUGCUAUUUUCCAUCAGAUGGACCUUAAGCAUAAUUUCUUGGACACUACUAGAGAGACUUCGAGGCAAUAAUAAAAGAUCAGUAUUAACCACCUAUAACAGAGGUUUGAUCAUGCUUACUGUACAGUUUUUCCCCCGUUUUAAAAAGGAAUGUAAUAAAAUUUGUUUUUUCCAUAGAAUUAAAUAAUAUUAAAAUUGAGUGAAAGGUUGAUUGUUGAUGAAUAGAAUAGCACCUCUCAUCUGUGCAGUGUCUCAUUUCACCUCAGAGAAAAGGAUACGUAAGAGGAGUUUGUCAUUUAACUUAGGAUAUUCUAAUUGCAUUUAAAACAACUUAUCUUGCACAGGGUAACUGGGGGACUCACAUACAUAUAUUAGUAUCUCUGACUCAUUAACAGAAAGAAAUACUUGGUACUUCUUUCGCUGAACGACCAUACUGUGGAGGAUGCAUACUAUUUGGUAUAGACAAAUAAAUGAGGAAGAAAGAACUGCCUAGUUAAAUUAUCAUUCAUAUGUUCAUGUAGAGACCAUCUGGUUGCCAUGUAUAUUAUAACACAUACACUUUCAAUAGUUAUAUAUCACAGGUAUGUAGAUUAAUACAUUUAAAAACAACCUCUUUAUUUGAUGAAAAUUUCAAGUUUGUGUUGGUGGGCUAAGGCAUCAGGAAAAAUGUAGUAAGCCAUCUUUUAACUAAUACCAAAUUAACCAACUAUAUUAUAGGAAAUAUGUGAAAUUAGUUCAUUAGUUUUAUUCACUAUCUAUUAUGCAUUCACAUAAUAUUAAAACAUAGCUUUAGCAACCAGUUUCUGGAUUAUACACUCACAUGUUAGAAAGAAAAGAACAGUAGUUAUCAUCUUAGAUUUUAAAAACAUGGAUAUCUUCUUGAAUUCCUUCAAAAUUAAGGUAAAGAAUAAGAGCAAAUCAUUCUGGAAAGAACCUAAGGAAACAGCAGCAGAUAUUUAGGUGAAAAUUAAAUUUAUUUUCAUAAUUGUUUAAUAACUUUUGUAUAAUCUUCAUUGCUAUUAUGAGAGAUAAAUUGUAUUUAUCAAAUAUGUGUAAUGAUAAAAUCUGAAUUGUAAAAUUUUUGUAUAUUGUUAAAAUUGUAAUUCUAAAUUGUACUUCAAAAAUAAUUAUUUCUGAUUGUAUUUAUGUCACCCAUGAUGAAAACUGGACUAUAUAUAUACAUCUAAACAUAUAAGUAUGAACUAUUCUAGUUAAAAUUUUUAAUAGUUUUUUUCUUUUUUGGUGCCUAUAAUUUCUGCUGGCUUUUCUCCAAUGAACAUUGAAAUCUUUCUGUAUGUGUUAUCAAUAAGAAAACUACCCUGGAACAUUAGAAAUACCCAACAAGAGACUUGGCUUUCAUCAAGCACAUUAUCAGACUUUGAGAAGAUAUUGAAGGCAUUGACUUUGAAAAUCAUCUCUUUUUCUCAAGAAGAAAGCAAUGGAGAAGCAAAUUUGCUUCAUUCAGUGAAUCCCCAGUUUGGGGGUUGGGGGGCUUAGAGACAUUGUAAAAUCAAAUCUUGUGUUAUAUUUUUCUCCUGGCUCACUUUUUUUGAGAAGGUUUAUGGGCUAUUUGGCUGGUGAGACACGAUCCCCUCCUAAGAAAAUGUAGGUGCUCAGACAGGUAACCUCUGCUGCUACUGUUUUUAUUUGUUUGUUUGUUUAAUUUUAUUUAAGAUUUGUUUUUGUUGUACUAGGAUUUUUUAAAAUGUAAUAUAUUGCAGGAUUUAUAACCAGGUUCACUGACUGCUUGCUUGCUUUCUUUUUCUUUCUUUUUUUUUUUUUUUUUUCCUUAAAACAAAACAAAACAAAGUUUCAUUUAAAAUACAUUUAGGCACCUUUGGAGCUUGGAUUUUGGAAUGUUUCAGUAGUGGACAGAAAUCUGCUGUUGGAAUCUUCUAGUCUUCCAGGUUUAAUUUGAAAUGUUUUUAGUUUUGUUUUGAAUUUUUGUGUGGCAUUUUAUUUCCUUUAUAUCAAUGCCAUUUUGCCAUGCUGUUUUGGGGUGGCUGCCUAACUCUAGUGAAAAUUCUUUCUAUAUUAACGAAAGUUUGGCCUUUGAAAAUCCUUAAUGUUUUGCAUUUUUUACGUUGUUUUUAAAGAAAUAUUCUAACUGCUUGCACUGUUACUGUUCUUUACCAGCCUUUUCAGGAGCCAAAAAAACAAAUACAAACAAACAAAAAAUUACCCAGAGAAAAAACUUUCCUUCUUCCCCCUUCCUGAUGAUGAGUGAGAAGUAUUGAGAACUUUCGGGGUCAUUGCCCUUCUAAACUCCCCUUCCCCCAAUAAUGCAGCUGUAUAAUGAAUGGUAAAUGCACCGGUUUGGAUUCAGGCACAGCCCAGCCUGCUUGCAGGUGGCGUAUGUGUUCGUGUUUUAAUGUAUUCAGAGCCUUGGGCAAUAAGCAGUCCAGAACAUUGAAAACUCAAGCAGCAGAGAAUUAAACUGGUAGGUGGCAGCAGAGGAAGGAAUUCUUCAGAUUGAUGGCUACUGACUUAAAAUCUGCAUAGGAGAAGAGAUAGAGCAUGACAUACCAGCUGAAGCAAGGGGGGCAAAAAUGGAAGCAGGAUUAAGACUCCUGGAUUUUGACUCUAAAUGGAAGAGGAGUGGAUUCCUUAUGUCUAGUAUACCAUUAAUCCUAACCUACCUUCCAUUUCUAUUCUGGAAUAUGAAUCAAUCUACAAGAAAGAUAAUCUUUUUAUUCUGAAACUCCUGUUCCUUGCAGAUUUUUAGGCUAGCAGUGGGUUCUUUUGAAGUAACCAGGAUCUUUUUUGCCUACCCUCACUAACAGAAUGGAUGAAGAUAGAUUUGACUGUGUGCUUUUUCAAGUGGAGAAUAUGAAUAUACAGAACAAGAAAGCAGUAACUCUUAUCUGUUUGAUUGAAUCUGUUUUCUAAAAUAAAGAUACCAUGCACUGGAAAUAA
This is a messenger RNA of Cebus imitator (Panamanian white-faced capuchin), 6923 nucleotides long. It is a transcript of the gene RIMKLB, whose product is annotated as ribosomal modification protein rimK like family member B. The coding region runs from base 1135 to 2295 and encodes 386 amino acids. The transcript is spliced from 11 exons. Gene Ontology annotation, cellular component: cytoplasm. Gene Ontology annotation, biological process: protein modification process. The record is from RefSeq and is a predicted model, not a curated record. Gene Ontology annotation, molecular function: ligase activity, forming carbon-nitrogen bonds; ATP binding; metal ion binding. Lineage: Eukaryota; Metazoa; Chordata; Mammalia; Primates; Cebidae.